Molecule: messenger RNA, 1871 nt
Organism: Beta vulgaris subsp. vulgaris (sugar beet)
Lineage: Eukaryota; Viridiplantae; Streptophyta; Magnoliopsida; Caryophyllales; Amaranthaceae
Product: elongation factor 1-alpha
Biological process (GO): translation; translational elongation
Molecular function (GO): translation elongation factor activity; GTP binding; GTPase activity
Source: RefSeq, a predicted model, not a curated record
CAUGGGUCCAAACUCCAAACGACCAAACCUAUAUCACCGGCUCCAUUUUCUUCCAUGCCUGCAAUAUAAAAAGGACCUACUACGCAAACCCUAGCUUUUCUCUACUGUCUCUCUCUCCCCCAUCUUUCUCUUUAACAACUGCGGCUAGGGUUCUUUCAGAUUUGAUUUUAAGAUAUCAAUAUGGGUAAGGAAAAGAUUCAUAUCAGUUUGGUGGUCAUUGGCCAUGUCGACUCUGGAAAGUCGACCACCACUGGUCAUUUGAUCUACAAGCUUGGAGGUAUUGACAAGCGUGUGAUCGAGAGAUUUGAGAAGGAAGCUGCUGAGAUGAACAAGAGGUCCUUCAAGUAUGCUUGGGUGCUUGACAAACUUAAGGCAGAGCGUGAGCGUGGUAUUACCAUUGAUAUUGCCUUGUGGAAGUUUGAGACUAACAAGUACUACUGCACAGUCAUUGAUGCCCCAGGACAUCGUGACUUUAUCAAGAACAUGAUUACUGGAACCUCCCAGGCUGAUUGUGCUAUCCUCAUUAUUGACUCCACCACUGGAGGUUUUGAGGCUGGUAUCUCCAAGGAUGGUCAGACCCGUGAGCACGCACUUCUUGCCUUUACUCUUGGUGUCAAGCAAAUGAUUUGCUGCUGUAACAAGAUGGAUGCCACCACCCCCAAGUACUCAAAGGCUAGGUACGAGGAAAUCGUGAAGGAAGUCUCUUCAUACCUGAAGAAGGUUGGUUACAACCCAGACAAAAUCCCAUUCGUUCCCAUUUCUGGGUUUGAGGGUGAUAACAUGAUUGAGAGGUCCACCAACCUUGACUGGUACAAGGGACCAACUCUUCUUGAGGCCCUUGACUUGAUCAAUGAGCCAAAGAGGCCCUCAGACAAGCCCCUUCGUCUCCCACUCCAGGAUGUGUACAAUGGAGGUAUUGGACUGGUUACUGACGGGCGCGUUGGACGUGUUGAGACCGGUGUCUUGAAGCCUGGUAUGCUUGUUACUUUUGGUCCUACUGGACUGACCACUGAAGUUAAGUCAGUGGAGAUGCACCACGAAUCUCUUCCAGAAGCUCUUCCUGGUGACAAUGUUGGCUUCAACGUCAAGAAUGUUGCUGUCAAGGAUCUCAAGCGUGGUUUCGUUGCUUCUGACUCCAAGAACGACCCUGCCAAGGAGGCAGCCAAUUUCACUGCUCAGGUGAUCAUCAUGAACCACCCUGGACAGAUUGGAAAUGGUUACGCCCCAGUGCUCGAUUGCCACACCUCCCACAUUGCUGUCAAGUUUGCUGAGCUCGUGACCAAGAUUGACAGACGUUCAGGUAAGGAGAUUGAGAAGGAGCCCAAGUUGAAGAAUGGUGAUGCUGGUAUGGUUAAGAUGAUUCCAACCAAGCCCAUGGUGGUGGAGACUUUCUCAGAGUACCCACCCCUUGGUCGUUUUGCUGUCAGAGACAUGAGGCAGACUGUCGCUGUUGGUGUCAUCAAGAACGUCGAGAAGAAGGAUCCAACCGGUGCCAAGGUUACCAAGGCUGCCCUCAAGAAGAAAUAAGGUUUAUUUGCAUCUAUCACUGCUUUGGAGCAUUGGUAUUAUGAAGGCUCGGUAGCAACAUUUUGGAACAAUCUGAUUUUCAGCGGUUUUAAUUGGGUCUUUGUGUUAUGUUUAGUGUAUGGUCUUAGUUUUGGUCAUAGGUUAGUGUCUUCCCUGAUAUUCAGCUCUAGUUCUCAGAAUUGGAUGCUGGAUAGACGGUGGCAUGGCCCUGUUUCUUGUUUCCUUGUAUGAAUUUCUGAACACUUCUCCCUAUGCAGUUCAGGAGUUUUAUCUUUGUUUUUCCUGGGCUGGCUGUUGUGUAAAACGGUCGUAAUUACACAAGUCUUGAAUUGCUGAGGCCUAAA